This is a messenger RNA of Solanum verrucosum, 1420 nucleotides long. RefSeq lists its product as uncharacterized. The record is from RefSeq and is a predicted model, not a curated record. NCBI's taxonomy places the organism in Eukaryota, Viridiplantae, Streptophyta, Magnoliopsida, Solanales, Solanaceae. Bases 16 to 1266 code for a protein of 416 amino acids. The transcript is spliced from 3 exons.
AACUUUGAAGAGAAAAUGGGGAAGAGAAGGAGACCAAGAAAUGAUGAAGCACAAAAAGGUUCAAGUGUUGAAGGAGCCACCCCUUUUCAAGAAUCUCAACAGCAAGAAGCAGUGGCUUCUAGAAGGAGUGGAAGAGUGUUGAGGAUGAAACAAGAACCCCAACAAGCUCUUCUAUUGCCACCUCCAGGUUUUUCACCAUCGGAUGCUUCACCUUCCCAUCCCAGGUAUCAAACUCGCAAGUCUUUGAGGGCAAUCCUUGGUCGGUGUGAGUCUAUUACUACAACACCAAGGUCUCCAAUUCGACAUGUUAAGGCGUCAUAUCCUUCAUGUGCUACUUCUGACUUACCUGCUCAUCUUACUACUGGAAUUUCUAAAGCAAUAAAAGAAACGCUUGAUGACUUUGUGCCCGCAGAACUUGAACAUCAAUCUAUUUUAAUGAACUGUGGUGUCUUGGGUGUGGAAAAUCAGAAACAAGGGCAACACGCUCAAACACCACCUUUGCCUGAAGUUGUAGUUGAGAACAAUGCAACAGUUAGUAAGGCUGAUGUGGUGUUAAAUGCUAAAGCCACAGAAGCGGAAACCAGAAGUAACCAGAGUGGUGUGCUUCCAACAAAAUCCAUGAGUCUUAAUCUCACAAGGAUAGCUGCACUAAUGAAUGAUUAUCCUUCUGAUGCUGAUGAGGUUGAAUCAAGACCUGGUCACAUGUCAGUCAUGGUGGAUAAGUAUAGAGUUAAGGAGGAAGCAGUACCUGUCCUCCAGAAGAUCUUCCUUAAAUAUGGAGAUAUUGCAAUGAAUAGCUCUUUCUCUUCUGUGAAUUUCUCUUCAUCACUCUUGGAGUUUGUUUGCGACAUCUGUAAGAAAUUGGAGGAAACAGAUUUCUUAAGUAUAACUUCCAAGGAGAUUCAGUCCAUGCUUGCUGAAGCUAGAGAUCUUGAGGCUGCCAAAAUAGAUGUUGGGUGGCUCAGUCGAAGGUUAAAUGAUAUCUCUCAGGCCAAGCAACUUCUACAGGACAGCUGCAAACUGAAGGAGACAAAAACCAGGAACCUUGUAGUGAUGGAGACAAACAAGAAAGAACUGGAAGAAUUGAAGGAAGAGUUGGCUGCUUGCAUUGCAACAUGCCGCGUUUUGCAACAAAGAAUCCACAAUAAAGAGGAUGAGUUUGGCAUUGCACGUUCUGAGAACGAAAAAAUCACGCAGAACUUUGCAGCUUUGAAGUCCAAGGUGAACAGUUUCCUGAAGAAGUCCUUGGUCCAUGACCUUCUCUGAGCAGCCUGGCGUUUGUAGUUGUUCUGUCCUGGAUAGGACCAUAUGAAUGAUCUUUUUCACUAAUUUUUAAUCCCUAACUAGUUCUGUUAUCCCAUAAUAUACAAAUUGUUAUGUUCAACCAUUGAGUCAUUGGCCCCUAACUGCAUAUGAGUUG